Molecule: messenger RNA, 1293 nt
Organism: Eremothecium sinecaudum
Lineage: Eukaryota; Fungi; Ascomycota; Saccharomycetes; Saccharomycetales; Saccharomycetaceae
Gene: VPS4
Product: AAA family ATPase VPS4
Exons: 1
Coding region: 1-1293 (430 amino acids)
Biological process (GO): vacuole organization; endosomal transport
Molecular function (GO): ATP binding; ATP hydrolysis activity
Source: RefSeq, a predicted model, not a curated record
AUGAGCACAGGUGACUUUCUAACUAAAGGCAUUGAACUGGUCCAAAAGGCCAUUGAUCAUGAUAUGGCCACUCAAUAUCAGGAGGCAUAUACAGCAUAUUAUAACGGAUUGGAUUACUUAAUGUUGGCAUUGAAGUACGAGAAGAAUCCGAAAUCGAAGGAUCUGAUUCGAGCAAAGUUUACAGAAUAUUUAGCUCGUGCAGAACAGUUGAAAGAACACCUUGAAAGUGAGGAACAAAAGCAGGCAGAGAGGCCAAAACGUGCAGCAGCAGCUACGUCCAGUGGUGCUAGUGGUGUACAUGAGGAUGACGGUGAAGAAAAAAAGCUUCGGGGAGCCCUUUCCGGUGCAAUUUUGACCGAGAAGCCUAACGUUAAAUGGGAGGAUGUUGCAGGAUUGGAAGGAGCUAAAGAGGCCUUAAAGGAAGCGGUUAUUUUACCUGUUAAGUUCCCUCACCUUUUCAAGGGUAACCGAAAGCCAACUACUGGGAUCUUGCUGUACGGCCCUCCAGGUACCGGUAAGUCUUAUUUAGCGAAGGCAGUUGCUACAGAGGCCAACUCCACCUUUUUUAGUAUUAGCUCCAGUGACCUGGUCUCUAAAUGGAUGGGUGAGUCAGAGAGAUUAGUGAAACAGCUAUUUAAUAUGGCUCGUGAAAAUAAGCCAUCAAUAAUCUUUAUCGACGAGGUUGACGCCUUGACGGGUUCUAGAGGCGAGGGUGAAAGCGAAGCUAGUAGAAGAAUUAAAACAGAACUAUUGGUUCAGAUGAACGGGGUGGGAAACGAUCCUACAGGGGUGUUGGUUCUGGGCGCAACAAAUAUUCCAUGGCAAUUGGACAGCGCGAUUAGAAGGAGAUUUGAAAAAAGAAUAUAUAUUCCGUUGCCCGACACGCUUGCUAGGACAAAGAUGUUUGAAUUAAAUGUGGGGGAUACGCCUUGCAGCCUUACUGAUGAAGACUUCAGGUCUUUGGCGCAGUACACAGAAGGUUAUUCUGGAAGCGACAUAGCGGUAGUAGUAAAGGAUGCCCUCAUGCAGCCUAUAAGAAAGAUCCAAAUGGCGACCCAUUUCAAGAAUGUUUCUGAUGAUCCUAAUGUCCGCAGACUGACGCCGUGCUCUCCUGGUGAGAGUGGCGCAAUGGAAAUGAAUUGGACCGAUAUCGAUGCAGAUGAAUUACAGGAGCCGGAACUGACAAUAAAGGACUUUUUAAAGGCCAUCAAGACCUCUAGACCUACUGUCAAUGAUAUUGAUCUACAGAAACAGGAGCAAUUCACACGGGAUUUCGGCCAAGAAGGCAAUUGA